Messenger RNA from Stegostoma tigrinum, 3091 nucleotides. RefSeq names its product 5-hydroxytryptamine receptor 7-like. The coding region runs from base 246 to 1559 and encodes 437 amino acids. Gene Ontology annotation, biological process: chemical synaptic transmission; circadian rhythm; vasoconstriction. NCBI's taxonomy places the organism in Eukaryota, Metazoa, Chordata, Chondrichthyes, Orectolobiformes, Stegostomatidae. Gene Ontology annotation, cellular component: membrane. Gene Ontology annotation, molecular function: G protein-coupled serotonin receptor activity. The transcript has 2 exons. The record is from RefSeq and is a predicted model, not a curated record.
AUAAUUUCACGAGGAAGCGCGGAGCUCCGGAGUCGGAUGCCUUUCUGUGUGGGCUCCCAGCUGGGGAUUAGAUGGUCUCCUGGUCGCUUGUGGUUUUGCGAAGGGAGCGGAUAAAGCUGAUCUUGGACAGCUGAUUAUAUCGUGGGUUGGAGGAGUGGUGUGUGUGUGUGUGUGUGUCUCUCUCUGCGCCCGGGAACACUGAGAGAUUCCGCUGUAGGAUGGCGAGGCUAAGGGAUUGCUCCUGAAUGCCCCCGGGAGCUCUCGGAGAGUUUUUGCUGCAUGGGCCAGACCGGCGCCGCUGCGCCCCGCCACAGCCAGACGGGAUGGUGCUCCGUACCGAGCCCAUCCUACUCAGCCACCGCUCCCUGGGCGAGCCGGGCAGGGGCGGACACUGGCAGGAGCUGCCCCCCGGCUCGUUCCCCGAGCUGCUCAACCUCACCAACUCCACGGACUGCGGCGAGGACAUCCUGCUGUACGGCGAUGUGGAGAAAGUUAUAAUCGGCAUUGUGCUGUCCAUCAUCACGGUGUGGACAGUCGCCGGGAACUCGCUGGUGAUCAUCUCGGUCUGCAUCGUCAAGAAGCUGCGGCAGCCCUCCAACUACCUGGUGGUGUCCCUGGCCGCUGCCGACCUCUCGGUGGCCGUGGCCGUUAUGCCGUUCGUGAUCAUCACCGACUUGGUCGGCGGCGAGUGGCUCUUUGGUAAAGUUUUCUGCAACGUUUUCAUCGCCAUGGAUGUAAUGUGCUGCACAGCUUCGAUCAUGACCCUGUGUGUGAUCAGUGUGGACAGAUACUUGGGAAUAACACGCCCUCUGACAUACCCGGUCAGACAGAACGGGACAUCAAUGGCCAAGAUGGUGAUCACAGUUUGGCUCCUUUCAGCAUCCAUAACACUCCCGCCAUUGUUUGGUUGGGCCAAAAAUGUCACGGUGGACCGGAUGUGUCUCAUCAGCCAGGACUUUGGCUACACAGUCUAUUCCACAGGAGUGGCGUUCUAUAUUCCCAUGACCGUCAUGCUAAUUAUGUAUUACCGGAUAUACAAAGCUGCUAAAGUAAGUGCGGAAAAGCACAAGUUCAUGAGCAUCCCUCGUCAAUUUGAACAGGAUGGAGUCUACAACAUGGAGGAGGAUAUUCGAUCUCACCAUGCCACCAAGAGGUUCAAGGCUGCAGAGGAGUGUGCCACCUUAUCUAAGCUCCUCAGGCACGACCGCAAGAACAUUUCUAUCUUCAAGAGAGAGCAAAAGGCUGCCCGGACCUUGGGAAUCAUAGUCGGAGCUUUCACGUUCUGCUGGCUCCCUUUCUUCCUGCUCUCCGCCGCUCGGCCCUUCAUUUGUGGGAUCGAAUGCAGUUGCAUGCCUCUGAGGUUGGAGAGAACGUUGCUGUGGUUGGGAUACACCAACUCCCUCAUCAACCCACUCAUCUACGCCUUUUUCAACCGAGACCUGAGGACUACUUUCUGGAGUCUGUUGCGUUGCAAGUACAGAAACAUCAACAGGAGGCUUUCAGCGGCCAGCAUGCAUGAGGCUCUCAAGGCCACUGAAAGACACGAUUGCAUAUUGUAAUUUCAACCCCAAUCUUCGCACAGUAGAGAUUUAGUAGCCAGCCCAAGAAAGAGCCUGCUUGGAAGAAAAAUCAGGAUGAGAUGCUUCUCCGGGAGACAUUAUGAAAUAUUUGAUCCCCUAUUGAGGCAGACCUGUGCAGAAUGAAACAGCAAUUAUUUCCAUGAGUCAUCCAAGCAAUGUCAGGCAUUGAGAGAGCCGAGCCAAUGUUUUUACACCAAAAAUUGGCCAAGUGAAUUGAACUGGGUGACAGUCAAGAAAGUGUAAUCGCACCAAAAAGGCAUCUGAGGAUUGAGGGGAAGUGCAAUCAGGACUCUAAGGAGAAGAACUGAUCACUAGGCGGAAGGAAAAUGUGGAGCUCAAAAUCAGCGACUGAGUGAAUCAGCCAAUUGCUUUAGAACACAUUGCAAAAAAACAAAAUUGUUCUAAACUGCCAACAAAUUAUCAAGGACGUUGACUUGUAAAGAAUGUGAAACUGAAUGAUUAAGAAAAAUGGCUUAGAAAGCAACUGAAAUCAGGAGGGCAACGUGAAAACCUAACUGUUGAACUAAGCUGAUAGUUUUCUUUUUGGACUUUGUAAUGUCCUAAAAUACAAAACCAGGAUGCCUUGUAUUAACAAAAUAUAGAUUUAUUUAUGAAAAGUGAUCAAAACCAUAAAAGUUAGAACAUAGCCUUAUGGACAAAUUUGUUGCAUUCCAAGAUGUUAGGGUCUUGGACUCAGAUGCCAUUGAAUAUUUACUAUUGAAAAAAAUUGAUGUUAGUAUCUACUUUUGUUUAGCUAUUCACAGUCACAAAAAUGAUGACCAGUAUGUCAAGGCAAUGUAUAUUUUGCUGUGCUUUUUUAAUGUUUCCACACAGAAACGUUGGAUACCAUAGGAGCAUACACUGUGCUAUCAGAUCCUCGCUAAAGCUUUGGCCACCGUUAGUACAUUACAAAGCUUUAGGAGACAUUGCAUCUGCAUGAGCAUAGGUUUAGAAACUAACUGAAACUGUCCAUUGGACAGGAAAGACAAACAUUCACAUUGUACUUUUCAUAACCUCAGGAAAUCUCAACACGCUUUAUAGCCCGUCAAGUACUUUUCAGUGUUGUAACGCAGAAGUGUAGCAGCCAAAUUGCUGUGUAAACAUGCUAAAAGCCAUUGUUUUAUUCUAGCAAGGCUGGUUGAGGGAGCAAUAUUGGACAGGACUUGGGAUAAUUCCUCUGCCUUUCACGUCCACCUGAGAAGCCAGCCGGGCUCUUGGUUUAUUGGCUCCUGAAAGAUGGAAUAUCUGAUAGUAUGGCACUCGCUCAGUAAUGCACAGUCCUACUCCAGCCAUUGAGUUAAGGCUUUAAGCAAGCAACCUUCUGAAUUGGAGGCAGCAACUGUUCUACCUGCUAGCUGCAUCUAACACAUCAGCAAAGCUGAAGGACAGUAAAACAUGCAUUGAACACCUAACCUUCAUUCCAGAAUCCCUGUAAGACAGAUCAAUGUUGUGUUCCAUUGUUAUAAAGACUUGUAGAGUUCAUUUCUCAAUAAAACCACUGAACAAUACAC